This is a messenger RNA of Cordyceps militaris CM01, 270 nucleotides long. RefSeq lists its product as uncharacterized. NCBI's taxonomy places the organism in Eukaryota, Fungi, Ascomycota, Sordariomycetes, Hypocreales, Cordycipitaceae. The transcript has 2 exons. The record is from RefSeq and is a predicted model, not a curated record. Bases 1 to 270 code for a protein of 89 amino acids.
AUGCCAUCGAGGACCGGGAUUCACAUCUUUGAGCCAACCGGCUCUGUUCACCCUCAUGCAGCGCGUUCUCGGCCUGCAUUGCCGGGACGCUUACGAGACCCUAGUAACCCUAACCGCGUUCGCUCCCUCACCUCACCGACCAAGGUCAGCAACAACGGGCCCCCCGUCGACGUGGAAGAAGCUUUUUGCAUACUCAGUCGUGUCAGCCUCUCCCAUCUGAGCCACCCCGCCCGAGAUGCGGGAUUUGCGACGGCCUUCAUUCCAGUGUGA